AUGGAUCUACUGCGACUGGAACAGCAGCGGCUACUGCUGGAGAAGAACCUCAAGGAGUUGCGGGCUUCUCUCAAGCAGUGGCAGACCUGGAGUGCAGAGUAUGAGGGCUUCAAGGAAGAGAUACAGGCGACACCUGGAACCCUUGACUUCGUGAGCAUCAGUCAAACGUACCCGGGAGAGCUUGUCAACGAGAAGGAAAUCCGCGACCUUGCUGGCUUGAACUCGGAUUCGCCACGCACCGCACAAACCAUUCUUGGCAUGAUCUCGAGGCGUCAGGAGUACGUGCAACAGAACAUUGAUACCAUCCAGCGACAGUUCUGGGAUGCAGAAGCGAAACUGGAGGAGCUCGACUUUGCUUCAUUCUCCGCAGCCCGCGAGGGAGGCAAUGGCAGCGGAUUACCUCUAACUGAGAUCCACGAAGAGCUGGACGAUGAGGGCAAUGUGAUUUCUUCCAGCUUGUCUCGACCUCUGGACUCUACCGCGCAAAUCGUGCACUCCCUCCGUAGAGCUGGUGUUGCGGAUCAGGACCUCGAUGGCACUACUGGAGGUGCAGAUUCGGAAGAACCUGGAGUCGAAGCGGCGCCGCCUCGUCCUGCGAUUAUCAACGUCGACAAGCGCUCUAAGACGAUCACCGAAGCUCGUGUGGUUAAUGGACACGGACAAGAUGGGCCAGACAGACCUCCAAUCCGCAAGAAGUCUGUCUCUUUCACCGCAGAUACGAAGCCCCCACCAACCCCACUACGUCAAGAUUCAGAAGAUGGCAAGAAGUGCGUCUCAUUCAACGACAAGGUCGCUGUCAUGCCUGCAGCUCCGCCGCCAGACAGUCGCAGCGUGUCAUUUUCAGCCCAGGUCGAGGAGAUUCCUGCUGAAUUGACGGCAACAGGAACGAAAGUCAAAUCAGAGACCGACUCGCAGAUCCAGACGGAUCUGAGAACAAUGUUCAAGCCUGGUGAGAAGGUCCACGAGUUCAACGACGACGAAGACUUAGCCGAGACCCACGUGGUGAUUCCUGAGGGAGAGUCGGAAGAAGACGCUCGCCUCCGACGAGAGAUGCUCGACUAUCACUUGCAUGAAGUAGGACACGUCGUGGCGCAAAUGGAGCUGGACGCUGACGACUACGAUCUGGAGGGUGAUGAGACAGCAUCUGCUUCAGACUUUGCGUCUUCAGACUACCUCGACGAAGAUACACCAUACACGAGCGGUUUGUCGGAGUCGGAAAACGAAAGUGAAGAUGAGUUUGGGCGUACGAAGAAGCCAGUAAUCGGUGACGAUUAUCACAAGGAGAUGCAGGAACUGCAGCGGAGGCUGAUAGGGAACCUGGGACCUGCCCCUAGCGACAGGGAUCUUACAGAGAUGGACGAGGAUCUCGACCCACAACACGUCCGAAAACUCGUGAUUCGUGAGAAACGCAGUUCUGUAUCGAGUAUGAGCUCCGAGGGCGAGAAGAAGACCGGCAGCAAGAAGCGCGUCAGCUUCGCACAAGAUCUAGACGUUGCUGAGCCAUCUUCAAAGGCUGCUAAAAUCGAAGGGGAGAACGCCGAGCCACUUGCAGAUGGCGUUCUCGAGCGCACGCCCUCCACCGCUGUAACCAUGCCACAGCCACCCACAUCCGGCAAGGUCUCGAAGUUCAGAAGCGCGCGCUCUUCUCCUGCUCCAAGCAGUGGCGCGAUUGUGACUGCAGACGAGAUUGACAAUUACCGACCCUCAGGACCUGCUGGCAAGAUCAUCGCCGACAAUUUGCUUGAGCGCACACCCACCAUGCACAAGAAUGUCGCGGCUCCUUCCGAGGACGAACCUAGUGACAUCAUGCAGCGACGAGAACUUGCUGCCGAGUACUACAGGCGACGGAACGAUAUGAUCCGACAGCAGGGCGGGUUCAAAGCCCCUGCAGAGGAGGACGGGGAAGAGCAGCUGAUGGAAGAGCGCGAGGAUGGCAAACUUAAGAAGGUCAGCCGCUUCAGAGCUGCCAGGAUCAAGCCCUCAUAG
Messenger RNA from Fulvia fulva, 1986 nucleotides. RefSeq lists its product as uncharacterized. The transcript has a single exon. Gene Ontology annotation, biological process: negative regulation of transcription by RNA polymerase II; negative regulation of phosphatase activity. The record is from RefSeq and is a predicted model, not a curated record. Gene Ontology annotation, molecular function: transcription corepressor activity; chromatin binding; phosphatase inhibitor activity. The coding region runs from base 1 to 1986 and encodes 661 amino acids. NCBI's taxonomy places the organism in Eukaryota, Fungi, Ascomycota, Dothideomycetes, Mycosphaerellales, Mycosphaerellaceae.